GCUUUAUAAAUAGCCACAGGACAUAGUACCUCAUGCAAGCAGAUUUAAAAGUGCAGAAGCUAAAAGAUUGAGAAAUUCAAUCUUACAUACACAAGACCUUUUUAAGCUAAUAAGCUAUGGCUGGGGAUGAUGAAUUUGAUAGAUGGAUUUCUCCGAUUGAAAUGAUGCUGAACACCCUAACAAAUAAAAAAGUCAGAGGAAAUAGCAUCGUAGAUAUUCCAGAACACCUUAAAAAAUCGAACAUGAAAGCUUACAAGCCAAAGGUGGUCUCUAUUGGACCCCUACACCGGAAAUCUAGUAGGGAGCUGCUAUACAUGGAGGAGAUCAAAUGGCAAUGCAUGUUGUCUCUUCUUCAUCGACUUAAUCCAACCGAUGAUCAAAAAGUUGUGCCUCCGAAACGCUUGAAAGAUUGCGGCGAAGUCAUUUUAAAGUAUGAUGAGGCAGUCCGAGCGUGCUACAUGGACCCAAUCGAAUUGGACCGCCACGAACUCGCCCAAAUCAUGCUAGUCGAUGGCUGUUUUCUGCUUGAGCUCCUUCUCAUUACUAACGACAAGCAAUUAAAUGGUGAACCAAAAAGCAAAUUCCCUGUUAAAGUCUCAAAAAGGGAAGAAUUCCUGUCUGAUUUGAAAUUACUUGAAAACCAGAUACCUCUGUUCAUUAUUGAUUUGUUGUAUCUAAAACUGUUUGGGCAAAAAUCGGAAGGGAUACCGAAUAUAAUCAAUGGCUACGCACUGUAUCUCUUUGGUUGUUCUUCUGGCCGCCCUAUAAUAAGUCCAAACAGGGCACACUUUCUUGAACUCACGCACUGGUUCUUGACUAGUAGGCAAAUUGAAGCUAAACCAGAUCAAGAACGCAGCGCCCCCGAAACUGUUGUAGAGCUUACAAUUGAUCCUCCGGAUCAUGAACACAUGGAAAGCAUGGACAUAUGGCUCCGAGAGAGGGACGAACGUGACAAAAAAGUCAGCAAAGAAACUACACCUAAAUUAGAACGUUGCGCUGCGAGGCUCCAAGCUGCAGGGGUUAAGAUUAAAACCUUUUAUGGAAAGAACCGAAGCAGCAGCAAAUUAGAAAAGGAUCCUGUAAGUGUCAUGUUUGGCUGUAAGGAAAAAUUCGAGCAGGGAGUGCUAGAAAUCCAGUCUCUGUGUGUUACUGAGGAAACCGAACUUCAGUGGCGGAAUUUCAUUGCUUGGGAGCAGACCAGAUCUGCCGAGAAAACUUGGGAGCAGACAGGAACCCCAGCUACCGAGAAAAAAUUCAGUCAGUAUGCUUUGUUAUUUAAAGGUUUGGUUUGUUGCGAGUACGACAUAGAACUGCUUAAAAGUGCCAAAGUCUUGAAGGUGCACGAUGAAAACAAGUGGAGCAAUGAGAAGGUGAACAAGUUCAUUCAUGACAUUGCCGAGGGAAUUCAAAUUGAUGCCAGCGCGGAUCCCAAAUUUUGUGAAAUGAUUAAUGACUUGAACAGUUGUGACAAAGGAUGCUGCAGAUUCAUCAUGUUCAAGCAUUGCUGCCGAAUCCUUCUCACAAAAGCAAGGAAAUUCUGCAGGUACUUGUACCGUCUUUUGAUGCGUGACUAUUGUUCCACGCCGUGGCAAACGUUAGGAGUAAUGGCUGCUGUCUUGCUGCUUUUUCUCACCAUUGCCCAGACUGUUCUUGCAGCCAUUGCCCUGUAGAUGUUUAGUUCCUUGUUAAUUCGCUACGUAUAGCAUUCGCAAAUUUGCAAUGUGUGAUGUAUGAAUAAGUAUAAUAUUUUGUAUCACUUGGCUUCCUUGUCCAGUAAUGUCCAGUCUCGUUUGGUUGUUUUGUUUAUCAUGUAUAUCUAUAAUUAUAAAGAGAAUAAUCGUAUCAUCUCUCUUCUGAA
Molecule: messenger RNA, 1858 nt
Organism: Glycine soja
Lineage: Eukaryota; Viridiplantae; Streptophyta; Magnoliopsida; Fabales; Fabaceae
Product: UPF0481 protein At3g47200-like
Exons: 2
Coding region: 117-1670 (517 amino acids)
Source: RefSeq, a predicted model, not a curated record